CACCCUGCCAUAACGGCCUUUGCCACACCCGUUUUCCGGCCGGCUUUCAUGUGCUCCACGGCACGGCUCCGCGGAUGUGAACGGCACGCAAGGUAUCGGCGGCUUCUGGACCAGCCGGUCUUAAAACCUCUGAAGCCGGUCGAGGUGAAGGAGCCGCAGACGCCGACGGUUCCAGCGCUGCGGGCGCAGGCUUGGGACGAGCUCCGACCAGCCACCUCGCCGGCUUCGGCAUCUGAGCCAUCGCCGGUGAAGCGUGGUGUGCGGCGCAGGUCCUCUGUGCGUUGCCGCUCUGUGGAUUUCUCUGGAGAUUCCCAGAACAGCCCCUUGAAGGGUCGCCUGCAACGAGCGCUGGCACUACGGCGUGCCAGCCAGACAGGAGCUGACGUGCCGACCCAUCGGCGCUUAACCAAGAGGAAGGCCACUUGCCACGUCGACAUCAUUGAGGGGCGUCCAGUAAGCAAGGCUGAGCGGGAGAAGUGGGACACAGCCUUCGCACGUUACCAAAUGGAUGGAGAGAUCCACAUUGACGACCUAAAGGGGGCGCUGGUGAUGUGUGGAUUCUGUGAUUCGCGUGCUGCAGUCGUGCACAAAGUCUUGGCGGGGCUCACGAAAUUCAACACCCUGAACAAGGACGAGUUCUACCUUUUCGUAUGCCGUUUUGAAGCAGGGCUACAUGAGACCUACGAGUUUGAGUUCAGCCAGCUAGACACUUGUGGAGAGGGCACCAUUGAUGUGCUUCAGCUUGAACAGCUCCUGCGCCGCAUAGGGCAGCCAGUGCGCAGGUUUGUGCUUCGGGAGUUGGUGAUGGAAGUUGGCACCGACGGCGCUGGUCUCGUUGAUCUCAGUGGGUUUCGAAAGAUCCAGCAUCUCAUCCGGAAGCGUGAAGGCUUCACGACCAAAGAGCUGGACUCCUUUGAUUGGGUCUUCCAGCGGGUCGACCGGGACGGGAGCGACACGAUGAGCGCCAGCGAGUUCGCCAAUGCGUUGACCUGGUUGGGCUUCCCCUACCGAGCUGAGAAGCUCCAGGAGUUCCAUCGGCAAAGUGACGUAGAUGGGGAUGGCGAGCUGAGCGAAGGGGAGUUCAUUGCCUGCCUUCGGAGAGUACUGGAUGAGGAGAUGGAGCAAGUGGAGGCAUUUUUAAACAAAGCCCGUCCUUGCACAGGUGGCCGGCUGAAAGCCUUCAUCCACGGCUUGGGCUAUUCAUCCUCCCCGCAGGCGAUUCUGGAUACGCUAUCCGAGACGGUAGAUGUUGGGACACAGGCCAGCUUGCAAGAGAUGACAUUGGAUCUGAGUGUGGACGACGUCUGCAAAGUAUUGAGUAGCUUGCGGGCAUGUGACGGCUUCACCUACAGUGAGUUGAGGGAGGUGAAGAUGGCCUUCAACCUCGCCAACCCGGAGAAGCAGGAGCAACUGCAAGCUCCAGCCAUCAGCAGGGCUCUUAGAAUUCUGGGGCACCCUUUGCCUUUGCCAGAGAUCUUGCGGCUCAUUGCGGAGGUUGAUGCGGAUGGAGGUACCUCUCUGGAUUUCACCAUGUUUGUGAAAGUGGUACGCAAGUGCAAUGAAAAAGACCAAGCGAGGGCCAUGGCAGUUUUCCAAACGUACGACGCCAACCAUGAGGGCCUGUUGGACAUGGAGCAGCAGAGUGAUGCCUUUCAAGCGCUCGGCUUGGUGGAUGCGGAUGGCCGUCUCCCACGCCGGAGUCACGGUGAGAUGGAGGGGGCCGACCUUCGAGUCUUUUUGGGCAUCAUUGAACGAUUUAAAAAGUCCUCUCUGGUGACCCUCCGCAAGAACCAGGGCUUCACGUCUGUAGAAGUUUUUGAGCUCAACUCGCUCUUCAAGAAUUUUGAUGAGGAUCACGAUGGCCACAUCACCAAGCAGGAACUGGUGGGGAUCAUCGAGGUUUUGUUCCCUCUUGAGGCACGGUCGAAGCAAUUUCGACCGUUUCUAGUCCAGCUGUUGCAGGAGGAGGAGGACUGCGCCCCUCGAAGCUUCUCAGAUUUCCUCGUGGUGAUGCGGAAGAUCACGGAUCAACAGGAGCAGCUUGAGUUUGAGCGGCAGACAGAGUUGAUCGCGCAACUGGGCUUCUCACACGCUGAAGCAAGCCAGUUUCGGGAUUUGUUCAUCAUGGCCGACGAGGACAGUGUUGGCAGACUCUCGUUUGAUCAAAUCAAACGAAUGCUUUGCAAAAGCCUUCGCCUCAGCGACCUUCACCUGGAACGGCUGCGGACGAUUUUCCAGCAAACCCUCUUGCGGUCGGGGAUUCGCAAUGAGAAGGCGGGCUACGCCGAAUUCCUGCAAAUCAUGAGUGAAGUGGUGCAAGAGGACUGGUGCUCCCAGCUGCCUUGACUUCGCACGCUACAACAAAUGUGAAAGGGUGGGCGGUGGGCAGCAACACCUUGCCAGCUCCAUGUGAGCUUCAAACCAGGGCGGUGAUGUAUCUACGCCAGCCGCAGGAACAAAGGAAGGGUAUGAUUGCAGGGCGGGUGCUCGGCAAGAUGAAUUAACUCGGAUCUCCGACAUUUCAAGAUGGACCUCUAAGAGGUCGCAUCCUCCAGGGAUCUCCCCGAUCUUGAUCUGACCAAAAGUAGGCAGGCCACUUGGUGGGACCAGAAAGGAGUCUCAGCCAGGAUCAAUGGCUUGCCUGGGCCGCCUCGCCAUGACCAACGUGUGAAUUUCCCUUCUUGUGACCACGCUGUGUUUGAGUGGUGAUUUGCGAUCACACUUUUGGGCCGUGGUGGGCGUCUGUUUGAAUCCCUUCCUGACCGGAGCUCCAAGGCAUUUCAUGACCGAUGGAGCUAUUGACAUGACCGGGGAGGGAUUGAUAGCAGUUUGCUGCAGCUUCAAGGGCCAGUCUGAAACAUCCCUCUUCACCACUCCCGGCGCUGGGAUGGGAUGGAAUGGAUUCACUCGGGUCCCGUGUGGGAGUUCCAAAGAUGUUCCGGGUCCACCCAUGCACGGGCGACGUGUUGGACCCUGUUUAGCUGUGGUUUCGUGCCAUGGAUCGAUGCGUCACUGUUUGUACAGCAACCGUUUGACGCAGAGAGAUGGCUCCCGUGGACACACCCGUUUGAGCAGAAGGGAUUCUUUUCUCUGAACUUGUCGGGGAUUGAUCCAAGC
Molecule: messenger RNA, 3117 nt
Organism: Durusdinium trenchii
Lineage: Eukaryota; Dinophyceae; Suessiales; Symbiodiniaceae
Source: the annotation of a GenBank genome assembly